AUGGUGGAACCAGUCUGGGGUCCUCAGACCUCGUAUCUCAACUUCUGUGAAGAGGAUUACAUCGUCACCCGUUACAUUGCCGAGUUUAUUAACACACUGAGUAGUCUUUCCUACAUUGUCUACGGAAUUUAUGGCCUUGCCAGCUGCGACAAGUUCCCAACGGCCUCUCGUCUCAUUCCAUAUUGUGGGCUGAUGGGCGUCGGAAUUUGUUCUGGAGGCUACCACAUGACACUCAAGUACCACACCCAGAUGUUUGACGAACUAUCGAUGCAUCUCCUUACCACACCACUCCUCUAUCGACUGUUAUCCUACAAUGCCAGUCCCCAACGCACAAAGGUAGUAGGGCUGGUCCUUUCAACACUCUUCACAACUGUCAUGAUCACCCACGUUGUUCUCGACGAAUUUCUCUUACAUGCCAUAUCCUUCGGGCUAGGAGUUCUGAUAAUAGCUCGACGUUCGCUCCAGAUCAUCUCCCAACGAACUCUGGAAAUCGACACGAGGCGCGAUCUACGGAGUAUCUCCAUUGCUGGUAUAAGCUUUUUUAUCUUCGGGUACGUCGUCUGGUUGAUCGACGAUUGGGCCUGUCGUUACUUGACAGAUAUCCGGCACACCGUUGGUGUACCUUUUGCAUUCUUGUUCGAACUGCAUGGAUGGUGGCAUUUCUUCACAGCCAUCGGAGGUUACAUCGCCGUCAUUGUCGUUGACACCAUUACUUCGAACGAAAAGGUUGACAACCCUACAUCUAGAUUAGCUUGGCCUUUACCUUUGGUAGCUAGACUCAUGGCCAACUCAACAGUAGCGAAGCCAACCUAG
Molecule: messenger RNA, 813 nt
Organism: Fusarium pseudograminearum CS3096
Lineage: Eukaryota; Fungi; Ascomycota; Sordariomycetes; Hypocreales; Nectriaceae
Exons: 6
Coding region: 1-813 (270 amino acids)
Biological process (GO): ceramide catabolic process; ceramide biosynthetic process
Cellular component (GO): endoplasmic reticulum membrane
Source: RefSeq, a predicted model, not a curated record